Pleuronectes platessa (European plaice) is the source of this 3160-nucleotide messenger RNA. Its product is annotated as circularly permutated Ras protein 1. The record is from RefSeq and is a predicted model, not a curated record. The coding region runs from base 355 to 2232 and encodes 625 amino acids. Gene Ontology annotation, molecular function: zinc ion binding; SNARE binding. Lineage: Eukaryota; Metazoa; Chordata; Actinopteri; Pleuronectiformes; Pleuronectidae. The transcript is spliced from 19 exons. Gene Ontology annotation, biological process: endoplasmic reticulum to Golgi vesicle-mediated transport; intracellular protein transport; COPII-coated vesicle cargo loading. Gene Ontology annotation, cellular component: endoplasmic reticulum exit site; COPII vesicle coat.
UGACACGCAAAUCACACACACACACACAGCGCUGCUUGGUCGACAUUAAACACACCCACGGAUUCACACAACAACCAACGAGCAGUAGACACACUUGCUUUCAUUUUUUGCGAAACACAACCGCACACAGAUCACCACCAAGUGUUGAAUGGAACGUCAAGGAAAAGGAUCUGAGACGAGACGGAGAAAACAAAACGUGACCUGAGCCUCUGAACGGGGAAAAGUGUGAACAUUUAAAAUACAAAUACACAACAAAUAUAAUGUAAAUGUCCAGAUUGAGUCCGGCUGUGUGUUUAAGCUCUGAGGGAAAAGAAAGACAACACAUUUGAGAAGCUGCAACAGAUUCAAUGUUUGAUGGAGUUCGCCUGCAGCCAUGUUGUGUGUAACUGGAGAUCUGAUGAAGCAGCUUCUACAGAUUUUCCUCUUAUGAAUCAUGAAUAUGACAACGUAGUGAAAGAAGCUCCUCCUCGUCCUCCUCCUGUGCCUCCUCCUCGUUUCAGACCUCGACCUCCUCUCCCCCCUCUCCCCCGUCUUCCCUCCUUCAAGCCCCGACACGCUCCUGGCUCGCUGCCCCCGCCCCUCCCACCCAGAGAGGACAAGAUGGAGGCGGACAACAGUUUGAAAGCCAACGUCAACAUCGUGUCCCUGAGUGUUGGACAACUGGUCAACAUCCACCCGGACACAGACCAGGAGGCCGUUCAGAGCCCGGUGCUUUGUGGGAAAUGUAGUGCAGCCUUGUCAUGUCUGAGUUCUCUACAGAGGAACAUGUGGGUGUGUGAGUUUUGUGGAAGUGUGAACGGCGUGCACGUGGAUGUGAAGGGAACGUGCACGGCUCAGUGCACGGCCGAGCACAGCGACGACCUUUACCUGCAGAGCCUGAGUGACGACGACUACCAGAACCUGGAGGACUCGCUGGUGGUUUUCUGUGUGGACAUAUCUGGCAGCAUGAGCGUCACCACAGAGGUCCCAUCGAGCUCUGCUCUCCCAGUGUACGUGUCCAGGCUGGAGGGUAUCCAGGAUGCCCUCCAGAGGGCGCUGUCGUCCAUGCUGCAGGAUUCCCCACGAAGGAGAGUGGCCCUAGUGACUUUCAGUGACGAGGUCGUGAUCUACGGUGAUGGGACCAGUGUUCCCCUCACCCUCAGGGACUGGGCGCUGGUGGACUACGACCAUAUAUGGGAGCAGGGUGCGGCCUACAGCGUCCCACACUGCAUCGCCGAAACCUACCGACAGCUGGUGCAAAGAGUCAAAGACCUCAGGGAACACGGGGCCACGUGUCUCGGCCCGGCAGCGCUAGCCUCGGUUGCAAUGGCGUCAAGGCACCCCGGGUCAAAGGUGAUUUUAUGCACCGACGGCCGAGCCAACAUCGGACUCGGGGAGAUGGAGCAAACGUCUUCUCCGCUGACGGCACAUUUCUACAGGCAGCUGGCUGAGCAGGCUGUGGACAGUGGAGUCAUAAUAUCAGUGAUGAGCUUUGAAGGGACGGACUGUCGCUUGGCGGAUGUCGGGAGACUGGCAGACACGACAGGAGGAAGGGUGAACAUCGUGUCUAUUGGUACCAUAGCGACGGAGAUCCAGUCAGCCUCCAUGGACAACGUCCUAGCAACAGGAGUCACAGCAACACUGGUGGCUUGUUGUGGAAUUUACUUCCCCGACGAGGAGGACGAGAGCGACCACAAGCUGGUGAGAGAGAUAGGGAACGUGACCACUGGGCUGCAGAUCACGUUCCAGUUCGCGGUCAAACCAGAGUUCACGGAGGUCUUCCUUCAGAGGGACACUCUCCCUUUCCAACUCCAGCUGAGCUUCAAGACCAGAGAUCAACAACGAGUCACUCGCAUCAUAACCAAGCGACGACCUGUGACCUCCAGCAGUCGGGUUGGUGUCGGUAGUUUCAACAUGGCGGUGCUCGGCGUGCACGGCGCUCAGCUCUGUGCCGGUCUGACGAUGGAGGGUCGAGUGCAGGACGCACAGAAGCAGCUGAAAGCUCAGCAGGACCUUCUGACACAGAUCAGCGAGCAAAGGCCGAUCGCGACGCAGGAGAGGAUCUACGGCAACUGGAUGGACACCAUGUCCACGAUCUGUGAUGACAUCACGGCCGAGUCCCACACGCUGUCGGACGAAGCCGCCGAGCUGGUGUACCAGAUGAGGAGAGCGACCAGCGUCUACAGCAGCAGCACAGCCCAGACCCCGCAGAAACCCACGAAGAAGAAAAAGACCUUCAUGAGGAGGAAGUGAAAGCGUCAGAGGACCAGAACCGAACUGAAAACUAUUUGAGUGAAAAUGUUUUUGAUUGAAAACCCUUGAAGACUCAUUAUUCUAUACUUCUCCCAACAGUAGAUUGAACACAGAGACACACGACAACUUGUUUCAUAGCUUGAAGCUUUUUUUUGCAUUUGUUUAUGAAGAAAAGCGUCUCCCUCGCCAGUAUAAGGGCGAGCUAGAAGCAUCAAUUUAGUUUCCUCUAAUUAAAGACACAAGAAGUACAGACACAACCCAGCAGCUCCUGUCGAUGUCACCUACUUCCUCUAAUUUAGAAAUUGUUGCAGCGACUGUAAAGAGGUAAAGGUGUAUAAACGAGAUGGCAAAAAGCAAACACAAAGCAGUGUGUGUGCCUGUGUGUGUGUGUGUGUGUGUGUGUGUGUGUGUGUGUGUGCGCUUCAUCCAACCCCGGGAUAAGAUUUCCCCUUGGCGCAGACAGACGGACGUCUAAAGGAACAUUUCUCGUCAUCCCAGCAGUUUCUGCCUGUAAGAGAAAAAAAUAUUUCACUAAAAGCAACAGAGCACAACAGCACAUCUUUAAAAGAUCGUGAUGACAGCUCCCAACGUGAAGCCAAAAUAUCUAGAUCGCCCUCUGGUGGCUGGCUGCAGUAUAGGUCAUCAACCCUGCCUCCUCCAUGUUACCUCCAUACGUUUUCCUUUACUGUUUGAACAUGAGGCGUUUAUUAGAAACACUGUUUACUGUGACUUACCUCCGGUGUUCAUUUGGAGACAGUGCUGCUUCUUCUUCCUGUUGUCAAAUCUGCCGCAGUGCGGAUAAUCAAAAGCAGUGCCGUCGCUCCACAGCCAAAUUUGCUCCUGAGCAAGAAGGAACAAUUGCAAACAGUGUAAAUAAAUAUAUAUAUAUGAAUAAAUAAAGUUUGAAUGACUGUAGUGUGUAAAAAUA